Molecule: messenger RNA, 5249 nt
Organism: Sphaerodactylus townsendi
Lineage: Eukaryota; Metazoa; Chordata; Lepidosauria; Squamata; Sphaerodactylidae
Gene: FHDC1
Product: FH2 domain containing 1
Exons: 12
Coding region: 280-3573 (1097 amino acids)
Biological process (GO): actin filament polymerization
Cellular component (GO): actin filament; cytoplasm
Molecular function (GO): actin binding; microtubule binding
Source: RefSeq, a predicted model, not a curated record
GGAGGAAGAGGAGGCGGCGGCGGCGGCGGCAUAAGGAGUUGGACAGGCAGCGGACGAGCCGGUCCGGCAUCUGGGCGCCGGAGAUCAUCUGGAGGAGCCAGAAGGCGCCUGAGCUCCCCUAAAGCGGACGGAAAGUUUUAAAGAUGGCUGACUUUCUGAAUUUUCCUCACUGACAGUUGGUUAUAAUUCGGAAGCACAAGAUGCAAAUAGCUGCUGUGGUGUUUUGAUGUUACGUGAACAUAAGGAAGAAAGCUUCUCUCUUCAGAGAGAGACUAUAAAAUGCAUGUUAUGAAUUGUGUCUCCUUGGUCAAUGAUAAAGAAAAUGGAGCUAUUUCGGUUGAAGCUGGAUUAAUGAUUGGAGAUACAACAGAGCCACAGCCACCUCCACCGCCACCUCUACCUCCUCCACCAUGUCCAUCUACAGAAGGUGUUGGGGUACCACCUCCACCUCCACCUCCUCCUCCAGUACUAAGCAGACCUCCAUUGCCACAGGUUGUAACUGGGAAUGGCCACCAGAGCAAGAAGAAGCGUAUACGUAAUUUCUUCUGGAAAACUAUCCCUGAAGAACAAGUUCGGGGUAAAAACAAUAUCUGGACAAUUGGUGCAAAGCAGAGCUACCAAAUCGAUACAAAGACAAUUGAGGAAUUCUUUGGGCAGCAGGAAGAAGCAGCACGUCUGGAUGCCAGACUUAGAAGUUCAAGGAGAUCGUUUAAGGAUCCCAAACAAGAGAUUAAUAUUUUGGAUGCCAAAAGAAGUAUGAAUAUUGGGAUAUUCCUAAAGCAAUUCAAAAAAUCAUUUGGAUCCAUAAUUGAAGAUCUUCACUCAGGAAAAAGUGAUCUCUAUAGUUCUGAGACCCUACGUGAACUUCUUAAGUUAUUGCCAGAAACCGAAGAGGUAAAAAAAUUAAAAGACUUCAAUGGAGAUAUAUCAAAACUGUGUCAAGCUGAUUCUUUUAUGUACUUACUAAUCCAGGUGCCAAACUACUCACUACGAAUUGAAGCCAUGAUGUUGAAAAAAGAAUUCUCCCCAUCUUGUUCAUCUCUGCAGAAAGACAUGACAAUUAUAAGAAGAGCUACUAAGGAGUUAAUGUGCUGUGAAGAGUUACAUUCCAUAUUGCAUUUAGUGCUCCAGGCUGGGAACAUUAUGAAUGCUGGUGGCUGUGCUGGCAAUGCAGUUGGUUUCAAACUUUCCUCAUUACUCAAGUUGGCAGAUACAAAGGCGAAUAGGCCUGGGAUGAACCUGCUUCAUUUUGUUGCUUUGGAAGCCCAGAAGAAGGAUAAAGUUCUUCUAACCUUUUCAGAAAAAUUGCAGCAUGUUCAAGAGGCAGCCAGAAUACCUCUUGAUAAUCUAGAAGCAGAGCUUAAUUCACUCUCCUCAAAAACCAAAUCUCUUAAGGAAAAUAUCCGAAAGGAUUCGGAGCUGUAUCGUCAGAUGGAAGGCUUCUUCCAGUUUGCUGUAAAAGAAAUAAAAGAGCUUGAACAGUGGAAGCGGGACCUGCUGAAAGAAGCAAAUGCCCUGAUGGACUUCCUGUGUGAAGAUAAAGAAACAGUGAAACUGGAGGACUGCUUUCAGAUAUUCAGGGAUUUUUGCCUAAGGUUCAACAAAGCAGUUAAGGAAAACAAAGAGAGAGAGACCCAUGAACUUCAGCAGCGGCAGCGAUUAAAGGAACGGGAGGAAAAACGUCUGUCAUGGGUUGUUGGAGAUCUCGGGGCUUUGGGCAGAAGCAGCAGCGAAAGUGAUGUUGGUACACUGACUAGGAGAGGACUUGAAGAUUUUCUGCCCUUUUUGCAGCAGAGACCCCAAAGUCCUGCCUACAGAAAUGCCAGCAUUAGGCGCUCCCGGCAUUCCUUGGGAAUCACUGCAGACCGAGAACUGUUGGCUUUCCUAGAGAUCUCAAAGGACGAGGAGCCACUCAAGUCAAGCAGCCUCCCCAGUGCACAAGCAAGACCCAGUGUAGCUUGGUCUGAAUCGGAACAAUCUAGAGAGCAUCGUUUAACUAACUCACAUCGAACAUCUGGAGAAGGCAUGGGCUGCAAUUACGUGCAGUCACCUCCACCUCAGUCUGGUCUCAUAGAAGAUAUAGAAGAAUUAGACACUGCCAAUGAACAAGACAGUGUAGAUAGUGACAAGUAUGGGUUCAGUGUGCCUUCUAUGGAAGCCACAGCUACAGCCCCAUGGGACCUGUCUGUUGAGGAACACGAACUUGUUACUGGGCUGAUUAAAUUUGACCUCAAUGGAGCAAAUGCUACAGAAGACCCAUCCACAGUUCAUUUUGAGAUUGGUGGAACAAAUGUGAAGACUCUGGGUGAUUCAGGCUUCCACUCUGUUGGCAUCACAGGUGAUCCAGUACCAUCCUCCAGAACAUCUAGAGAAACUGUUCAUAAAGUCGAACAUGAAGCUCCAGAACUUAGUGAUAGCCCCACUUCUACAGAUAGUAGUGUUUCAGGAAAUAAGGUACAUGGACCAGUCUUCUGUAUGUCAGAUACAGACUAUUCCUUAGCACUGGAUUUGUCAGAGGGAAAUGAUGCAAAACUCGAUGGCAACAAAAUAAAAAAGGAAGAUGGUGCUAUGGCCCUUUUUAUGAACGACCUGCAAACUGGUGGCAGAUCCCUUUUGGGUGUCAAUUCAUCAUUUCCAGAUGAUAAAGAAGACACUAGCAGCAAGCUUGGACAUCCUAAAGAAAAACAUGUAAAGAACAAAGAUGCAUCAGGACCAAAGAGAAACUCCCUAAAAGAAAAAUCUCCAAGUUCCACAAAAUCCAGCAGUGGACCUCCCAAUCACCCCAGACCAGUCAGAACUCUGAACGUCUCCGAGAAUGCAAAUAUGAGAAAAGUCGUGCCUAUUUCCAGGUCAACUAAAACACCACCCCCUACUUGUACAAAAAAGCCAGAGGCUAAGCCAGCACCUCGAGACACCACCGUAACUGAAACACGGUUGUCACGUCGCAAUUCUGUUCGGGGUGCAGAAACAGUGCCAAAACCUCUGUACAGGCAAAGCAUAUCUGUAGAGGAGCCAAAAUUUCAGCGAGGAACUUCAUGUUCAAGCAGUGGCCAUUUUGAGAGGGAGCAGCUUCAGCACAAAGGCUCCUUCAAAAAGCCAAGCUCCAAGCCUGUCAGGUGCAUCCCCAAAUCGAAAAAUGAUGAAACAAAGAUGUGCCGCUCUUCGACCAAACCCCAGUCCCCUACAGAUCCUAACAAAAGCCCAGUUGUCAUUGUUCCCAAGACACCAGCUCCUGUUCCAAGCUUUGCCAGGAAUACAGUGGCCUCUUCCUCGAGAUGUGCAAAGGUGGAAUUGCCAGGUUCUUCAAGACCUCCAACCCUCACAAGGUCUCUGUCUCAGAGACUGCCUAAGAUGAGAGUAGCAACAGCGUCAGAUGAGUUUAAUCCAAGAGAAAACAGUGGAAGUCCUUUGAAAAGGGCAAAUAGUGCUAGAAUGAUUAAACACUGCACUGACACUGUUGACCAUCUCCGUGUUAAGAUGGAGUCUAUGCUAAGGGAUGAUACAAACAUGGAGAAAUCGGCAAUUAAAGAAGGGAAUCAGACUGCAAUAGGGAAAUUCCUGAAUCGCUUCUGAAAAUAAGGGGUUUAUCAUUUGGCAAUACAGAAUGUGAAAACCUGCUUUUUCAGCACUGCAAGUUGUCUGUUGUGAAACACCCAAGAUGUUGUAUUUUAAUAGUAUCAACUGGUAAUUAAGGUACAUUGUGCAUCAGAAAUGAGAAGCUCCUUAGCUCUCUGGACUUGAUCCUACUGUAUGUCUGAAUUGAAUGUAUUCAAAGUGACUGUGAUGGAAUAGCUGUAAACAAAGUUUUCUUGCUUUUGAAACGUAAUACCUCCACACUGGUUUUACAUGCUAGAUAAAUGCUUUUGUCUACUGGGGAGAAAAAGAACUAGAGAUUAUAUUCAGUUCUUGAAUAAUCACUGUGUUUCUAAAUAUGCAGUCAUGCACUCCUUUGGGGGGGAAAGUGUGAAAAGCAGACUUGAAUCACUUAAAACCUUGGUUCCAAGAAUAUACUGUGCCUCUUGCAGAGUCCAUUGCUGGCAAUUGGACACAUGAACCGCUGGCCUACAAUAAUGGUAAACUAGGACCCUGCUGUUUGGGGGAGGCGCUGUUGUAAUACCACCUUGAAUUUGCAGCAUGUCUAAAAAUUGUGUGUGUGUCUGCAUGCGUGCGUGCGUGCGUGCGUGUAAGGGGGGAGGGGAAACUCUGCUGGGCAGAAUGUUGAUUCUCCAUGAGUAUAGCAGAACUGCCUUGCAUGUACAAAUAGAUUAGUCGAUGGGAUGACUGGUGCUGGAAUGAGUAGGGUUAUCUGAAGGCACCAGCUUUCAGAAACCACAGGUAGCUUUUAGAGAAGAUGACUAUAGGUGACCUGAUUUGUGUCACAAGCAAACUUGCCAGCUUUUGGUGUACAAAAGUGCCAUAUUUAUAGUACAUAUCUCAGAUUCUGCAGCUGUGGAAACCUAUGAAAACUGCAACCUCAUGCAGAGCACUUUUCCUACCAACUCUUUUCUUCCACUGGUUUUCGCUACUACCAGAUGACUUAAAAUGCUGCUAUGGCUCUGAUUAGUCAGAGCCAUUGGUUUCCUUGCUGCCUCCCUUUUGUCAUUUUGACCAAUUGGCAAGAAACGUAAAUUCCUUUUAUGCAUGACGAAAGGUGCUUUUUUACUGUAAAAUAAGCUUAAUUUGCUUCAGAUAUGUAUUUUAACACUACCUUUUACAACUUUACUUUUUGAUAAGCUUUUUGUUCUUUUUAAAAAAAGAAACAGCUCUGAGGAAAACAUGACACCAGUUCAGAGUAGGAUGUCAAGAAUGAGGGAAAACCUGUCAUGAUAUGUGCUGCCUUCUCCCUGCUCCUUUUCCAGGUACAUAUAUAUAUUAGGUGCGGAAAAACGGCUGUUCAGCCUCUUUAUUUAAAUCUGUGCUAUUUUUUUCAUUUAUGAAUACCUUUUUAAAUAAAAAAAAUGCAGUGGGAUUAUUUGGAUAAAUAACACCUCCCUUUAUCACUACCACUUUCUUUCCCACCCUUUGACGAGUCAUCUGUCACAGUGAAGAACAUGCCCAGAUGUUUCUAUAAACUAGUAAUUGUCGUAUCAUCCAGUUUAGUAAUUUUACCAUUGCAUCUCACCACCUUAUACUUUUCCUAUAUGAAUGGUUUGCAAAUCUCCUUUCUGGAAAAUAUGCAAAAAUGCCAUCCAAUGCACUGUUGGGCUUUCUAUGCAAGCCCCCCCCCCUUGCCAUGGUUGGCCUAACCC